GUGUUAUCUUCGCAAGAAAUUUCAGCACUCACCAAAAAUGGAACCAUAGAGAAAAUCUCGGAGUCACCUGCUUGGGUCACAUAAAUUCCCAACUCUCUAACCCAGGCGUUUGGCUGUGUUUCUUCUCCACUUUCCUUAUACCGGCUUUCUCUGACGAGAUCUUCUUCUAGACUGACAAUCAAAGGCAACAAAAACCAUUUCUCGUGUCUAAUUUGGCGAAAGCAAAACCUAGGUGUAAAUCAAGAUGACACCUGUUUGUCCCUUCACUAAGGCUACUCGUCCUGAUGAUACUUCUGCCAAGAAACCCAGUGAAAAUCAAAAUAAAGCACAAGCAGGCAGUGACAGCAAGCCUAAGCAAGAGUCAACAAUUUCUCCUAAGUGUCCCUUUGGAUUCGAUUCUCAAACAUUUAAGUUAGGCCCUCUCAGCUGUAUGAUUUGUCAAGCACUUCUCUUCGAAUGUAGCAAAUGUGUGCCCUGUUCUCAUGUAUAUUGCAGAGUGUGUAUAUCACGCUUUAAGGAUUGCCCAUUAUGUGGUGCUGAUGUUGAGAAGAUUGAGGAUGAUCCAGAUCUUCAGGGUGUUGUUGACCGCUUCAUUGAAGGCCAUGGAAGGAUCAAGAGGGCUCAAACAAAUACUGAGGAGGAAGCGGAAGGUGAGAAGAAAACGGUGAUAUAUGAAGAUGUGUCACUUGAGCGAGGUUCUUUCUUGGUGCAGCAAGCCAUGAGGGCACUUCGUGCCAAUAACAUAGAAAGUGCGAAAUCAAGGCUUAAUGUAUGUGUCGAAGAUGUUAAAGAACAAUUGGAAACGAUGGGGCACACUCCUGAAUUGUGCUCGCAGCUUGGCGCUGUUCUGGGAAUGCUUGGUGAUUGCUGUCGAGCAACUGCAGAUUCUAGUUCUGCAAUUGCUUAUUUUGAGGAGAGCGUCAAUUUUCUUAUGAAAGUGCCCAAGGAUGAUCUUGAGAUAACACAUACCCUUUCAGUUUCACUAAAUAAAAUUGGUGAUUUAAAAUAUUAUGAUGGGGAUUUGCAAGCUGCAAGGUCAUAUUAUUCUCAGGCUUUGGAUGUUCGCCGCGAUGCAAUGAAGCAUAAUUCAUCUGUUCCAUCUCAGAUUUUAGAUAUAUCUACGUCCCUUGCAAAAGUUGCUGAUGUGGAUAGAAAUCUUGCAAACGAGGAUGCAGCAGUUAGUGGAUUCAAGGAGGCCAUUAAAAUGUUAGAAUCUUUAACUAUAGAUGAUCAAGAGGUUGGCCUUGAACAACGGCGUCAAUCAGUGCUCAAGUUCGUCAACAGUCAACUUGAGAAGAAAUAAAAGUUUUGAUUUUCUCUAGUGGAUAUCACUCUGAGAAUGUGAGAAGGAUAAAUCAUGAAGCCGUAUGCUGUUAGUUCUGCUGCUGGAUCGCGUCGAAUGUUUGGUCAAGAGAGGUCCAUUAGAGAAUUUGUUUCACGUGUAAAUGAAUAAAUAAGUAAUAGCGUAGUCAACGUGUAAUGCCACUUUACCAAUGUUUGCAACUCUGGUUACGGCUCUGUAAUUUCUAGGAGGCUGCAGUAAUAGUUUGCUUUGCCGAAUAAGUUAUUCUAAGGACUCGAACUUGAUUUCUGUGAGAUAGAAGUGAUUAUGAUGAUGAAAUGAGUUGUAAUUUCUGUAUUGUGGAUAAUUCUGUUCUGAACUUGUAUCUUUGCUUCUCUUCGAAAGUUGGUUUGAUAAAUUGCUUGGUUGCUGAA
Molecule: messenger RNA, 1716 nt
Organism: Olea europaea var. sylvestris
Lineage: Eukaryota; Viridiplantae; Streptophyta; Magnoliopsida; Lamiales; Oleaceae
Product: protein NCA1
Exons: 8
Coding region: 245-1303 (352 amino acids)
Biological process (GO): protein ubiquitination
Molecular function (GO): ubiquitin protein ligase activity; protein binding
Source: RefSeq, a predicted model, not a curated record